Xyrauchen texanus (razorback sucker) is the source of this 5802-nucleotide messenger RNA. Its product is annotated as microtubule-associated protein tau-like. The transcript is spliced from 14 exons. NCBI's taxonomy places the organism in Eukaryota, Metazoa, Chordata, Actinopteri, Cypriniformes, Catostomidae. Gene Ontology annotation, molecular function: microtubule binding. The record is from RefSeq and is a predicted model, not a curated record. Gene Ontology annotation, biological process: neuron projection development; microtubule cytoskeleton organization. Bases 144 to 1592 code for a protein of 482 amino acids. Gene Ontology annotation, cellular component: neuron projection.
GAAACAUGUCAAAGUGUCUCUAGCGCCCCCUCUCUUCAUCAGGCAGCUAUACGAACUGCAGUUGUCGUCGAGCGCUCAGUGUGAGUGAUCGCAGCUGGAGAGACAAUAAGAGCGACGCGCGCACAGCCACAUUCGGACUUGCUAUGGACCAGCACCACGAUUUAUUGAGCUCCUCACCCAAUAGCCACACAGCACAUUACAACUCUGCCGACACCAUGGCAACCUCCCUUUCUGGAAUGACCAUCAAAGAUCAUCACCAUGGCAAUCAGUUCCAUAAGGAGAAUGGAGUUGCGGUGGGGCUUGUGAGACCAGGCGACUGUCCAAUGAAAGAGGGUCCCCAGGAUUCAAGAGAGGAGCAGACAGAAGAUCAGCCCAUGGCUGUGGAAGUGGCGAGUGAUGGAGGUCCUGGGGCCACAGCUCAGUCCAAGACCAAUGGUGAUGCUGACAAGAGGACCCCAAAAAACCCCAGCAGCAAAGUCAGACCCUCCUCCCUAAAAACACCUUCCUUCAUCCCGAAAAAGUCCCCGGCCUUCUUUAGUAGAUCUCCUUCGGUAUCUGCCAGCAGUGCUGGGCAAUCCAGGGCGAGAGCUCCUAGUAGUGGUAGACCCCAUGCUGCUGGAACGAAGAUUCCUGCCAUGACUGCGGUUGCCAAAAAUGGAAAAGACUCUUUUAAGACCCCUGAGACAAGCGGGCACAAUAGCCCUGGCACUCCCAAAUCCCCUGCCAGCAAGGCUGUUGGUGGCAAGCCUCUAGCCGGCACAGGCAAUGAAAUCAAGAAGGUGGCAGUGAUUCGCUCAACCCCUAAAUCUCCAAAGAACCGUUCUCCUUCUUCACUGUCUGCUGCGGUCCCCCUCCCUGACCUGAAGAACGUUCGCCCCAAAGUCGGCUCCACUGAUAACCUGAAGUACCAGCCUGGAGGCGGCCAGGUACAAAUUCUUGAUCAGAAGGUGGACUUCAGUAAUGUCCAGUCAAAGUGUGGCUCCAAAGUCAACCUAAAGCACACACCGGGAGGUGGCAAUGUAAAGAUUCUUGAUCAGAAGGUGGACUUCACUAAUGUCCAGUCAAAGUGUGGCUCCAAAGAGAAUAUCAAACACCUACCGGGAGGUGGCAAUGUGCAAAUUCUUGAUCAGAAGUUGAACUUAAGUAGUGUGCAGUCUAGGUGUGGUUCCAAAGAUAAUAUCAAACAUGUACCCGGAGGUGGCAAAGUCCAAAUCCUCCACAAAAAGAUUGACCUGAGCAGUGUGCAGUCAAAGUGCGGAUCAAAAGACAACAUUCGCCACAAACCAGGUGGAGGAAACAUUGAGAUCAGGUCAGAGAAGCUUGAUUUCAAGGCUCAGUCAAAGGUUGGCUCAAUGGACAACAUCAAACAUGUGGCUGGAGGAGGCUCCAGGAGGAUUGAGUCACACAAACUGAUGUUCCGUGAGCAGGCCAAAGCGCGAACCGACCAUGGUGCAGAAAUUGUCUCUUUAGAGGAGUCGUUACAUGGCUUGAGCACCGUUUCCUCCUCUGGCAGCAUCAACAUGGCAGAUCCGCCGCAACUUUCCACCCUCGCAGACCAGGUGUCUGCGUCUCUGGCCAAGCAGGGCUUGUGAUUGGACCACACCACCAACCAAACACGCCCCUAAACCCCAACCCCCUCCCCUUCAGAAAAACAACAGAUUCACACACAUUCACCUGCCUGAUACGGUAACAUGGCAACACUGAAAGGUGUCAUUUUGUGGCCCAGAAAACAUUGUCAAGUAACCUCUGGCAGACACUGUUCAAUUUUGUAAUAUGUAUGAUUUAUAGGCCAAUGAAGCUGUUUUAAUUGAAUUAUGUAUGAAUUUGCCUGUUCACUUGUCCCUCGCUUUAAGUCAGUAUUCUUGGUGGGAAUUUAGGAAUAUAUAUAAAUAUUGUCCUACAAUCUUCCUCCCUUGACAUAAGUGGAUAUACUGUAUUUAGUAAACAAAAUUGCAUUCAUGUAUUUGUUGAACAUCACGUUUUCUUUUGGAAUGCCAAUUUAAGCCUUUUUCUAUGGUUGAAUCAGGUUACAAUCAGAUUUAAGAUCACAAAUAAGUUGCUAAGAAGCACCUAAAAUAAACAUCUGAGCAUCGUAGAGCACCAUGUCUUCAGAGACAUAGAAACUUAAAGCCCUGCAGUUCAUUUGAAAUUAUGUGUAAGGCAUAAUUGAUGAAAAAAACACUUAUGGUGCGUUCACAUACAACGCGAAUCGAGCGUUUCACGCAGCGCGAUUACAUACAAAGUCAAUCCAUAGACGCAAAUUAGCGGCGGGUGGCGCGAAUAGUGCAAUGUGAAAACGCAAAAUCGCUUCGUUCGCGCGAGUUGAAAUUUUUCACGAAUUCACGUACUGAAGUAGUAGCAGUAAAAAUCAGGAAAAAAUGUGAGAAAAUGGUUGUAGCGUUGUGGAAUUGUAUGACACAAUGUCAAUGUAUCUGGGACUUCCACAACAGAUACAGAGCAGCAAUCGUUGUGAUAUCGGCCAUGGUUGAUGGCGGAAAGAUAAGUUGUCAUUGAAGCCCCUCCUCCUGUCCUUUUCCGGAAGAGAAGGGGGAAUACUCGCUGGUUCACGUUACUCUUGCGAACUCGAGUUUAAACACAAAUUUAAUCUGAAUUUAAAAUGAAUUUCUUUUUCGCGUUGUAUGUGAACGCACCAUUACAGAAAGCUUUGUGAGAGCUUUUGAAAGCUGAAGCCUUUUGGUUCUUUCAAUCUCUCCUUUGUGCCACUGAUCUGAGAUUACACUUUACCAAGAUGAGAGAAGAUGCUCCCUGAGAUAUUUCCUGCAGUAAACCAUGAGAUUCAGAUUACUUCACAGAGAAACACUUUUCUUACAGUAUUAUUCUGUGGAUAUGGGAUGUUUAUUAUAUGAAAACUGUUAUUUUUGUGCCAACUGGCAGUCUUGAUUUAUUGAUUUAAUUUGCGUCAGUGAUAAAUAAAAAUGCCUCUCCUACUUUUAGUUUGUUCUUCAAAGGUGCUGUAAGCAAUUUUUUUUAUGGAAAAAUAUACAAAACAAUUUACUACUCCCUUAAAGAUAUGAAUGAAAUGUGUCCUGAGAUAUCUCACUGUCAGAUAUCGGUUGUUAGACAGCUGUAGACUUUGUAAACCGCUAACAAAAUUGUGUCUGCAGAUACGCUUUUCAACUGUCAAUCAUUUUGCUCGUUCUCAUAGUGUUGUAUUUGUAGGCUAUGAUUCAGAAUGUUUGUCAGUUGAGGGCGCUAUUGUGCCACAAACAGCACUGCUCUUUUGAGACUUGUGACUCUGCAAAACAAAAAUAGGUGUUUUUCUAAUCAGUGGGCCUUUUCAAACCCCUUUACACGAUAUGCCUGCAACAUUGAGAUUCCCUAUUUUCAUUGGAAAGUUGAAAAAACUCCCAUCAUGAUUUGAAAGCACCCACAGAUUGAGAAAUGCCCAUUAUUGUUCUGCAGAGACCUAUACUUUGCUCUUUUGCUCGGUUUUGGUCUCAAAAUUAUCUUUGGAGGGCGGGGUUUUGGAACAAGGGGCGUGGCUAAUUCAACAGCUCAGUCACGUGAAAGCUUCAGAAUGCUAAAAUUGCUUAAAGCACCUUUAACACUGGCAACUAACAAAACAUUAAAUUGAUGUUUGUUGGCAUAAAACUAAAUUAUCUAAAUUAAGUUGUUGCUAUAUGUAUUAAACAAGUUGCACAUGGCAGAUGUUUUUAAGGACAAGUUGCAUGUGUUAGAUUUGGCAGGAGCAAUGAUUGAGAUUUGAUCCAUAACUGCCAAUAGUUUCUCUCUUUUAUUGCUUGUGUGACAACCAGAUGUAAUUUAUAAGAUGAAUUGCCAAAAGGUUCUCCUUAAAGGAAUAUUCCGGGUUCAGUGCAUUGUGGCAUAAUAUUGAAUAUCACCAAAAUCUAUUUCGACCCGUCCCUCCUUUUCUUUCAAAAAAGCUCAAAUCUGGGUUCGCUUACAAUGGAACUGAAUGGGAACAAAUGUAAACAUCAAAAGUAAAGCCACAAGACAUAAACAAUAUGCAUGUAAACAUGAUUUGUGUGAUAAAAUCACUUUUCUAAUCACAUUUCUGCCUUUAAACCCUCCAAAAUUUGCCCCAUUCACUUCCAUUGUAAGACUCUCACUGUAACCUCCAUUUUUACUUCUUUUUUUUAAAAGAAAAACAGGGAUAAAUCGAAUUUUGUGGUAAUUGACAUUAUGCCACAAAUGCUGUCGAUUGAGCUUAACUUGCACUGAACCCGGAAUAAUCCUUCAAGGCACACUCUGGUCUGUUGUAAAUUGCCCUUCACAUUUAUUCUCAUAAUAUGUUGUAUUGUUCUUCACAAAGAAAUCCACUAUAUCACAAGCAUGCCCGUUAGAACGUUCUGAUCUUUUGAACACUUCCUAUUCAGCUGUAUUACAUCUUCGGGUGUUCUAUUCAAUUGAAUGAUGUAAUUUCCUCAACUGAUUCUAUUGCUUAAAUUCUCUCAUUUUGCACUGCACUAUUGCAGAAUGUUUAAUGAGCUUUGAUCCACUCCACACGAUCAUUGCUCCUUGCAUGCAUUUCAUGUAAGCAGCCUGAGAUACUGUGUUGCCUCUUACAUAUAUCCCGUAACUGCUGAUGUGCUUAUUAGGAUAUGUAUGUAGAUAGUAUUCAAAAAGAGCACUACUCAGACGACGACCCCUGUUUCUUUGUGUUGGAGAUGAAGCUGUGUAACUACCAUUAGAUAUUUAAUGUAUGUUUAUUGUAUGUUAAUGACUGUUUCUACAAGGACUUGAAGAGACUUUAAAAAAGCAGAGAAGUUCAGAGACCAUGCUUGCAACACUUUAAUCUGCAUGCUGAAUUGUUUUACAUAGAUUGGCAACAUGUUUCUGAACAUUUUCUGAAUAGGGUGGGUUUUGGUAUGUUAAAGUUUUGGAAACAUGAUGUUGUUCCACUUGUGGUGCUGUUGUGAGAGGAGGGGGAAAUUGAGAGUUUAGCUGACAGGAAGAAAAGAAGAAGAAAAAAAAAAAAGAGUCUGUCUUUUGGUUUCAAUGCCUCACUCUAUAGCACAUGCCACAUGGUUCUGGGUGCAGUUUUGCCAUCCUGUUGUCAUUGACUCCAUGUACCAUUUUUGCAGUUGUACAUUUUAGCUUGGGAACUGUGAUUGUCAAUUUUGUUCUUGUGUGUUUUAUUAAUAACUGGUUUACAAUGAUUCUUGAUGUACAUGUGAAUUUGGAAAUAAAGGGUACUACAAAAUUGAACGUGUUAUUAUCAAUAUUAAGGUACAACGGGUCUAAAGGCCCCAGGGGGGAAGGCACUUUUGAUAUCUCAGUGGAGUAAAAUGCCCCCUUGCCACCUUUCUUUUUUAAUGAAUUAAAAAUAUAUAUACAUAUAUUAUUUUCACACAAAUGUUGUUUCUUCAUCAUGGCCGUGGCAACAAGAGUGGCAAGGGGGUAGCAGCUGCCACCCUAAAAAUGAGCUUUGCCACCCCAAAAAUGUCACAGCUUGCAUACUGGAGACGCUAUUGUAAACACAGACAGUGCGCAACGGCUUAACCCAUCCGUGUCAUCCACGACAACGUUCCGCCAAUAAAGAAAUUAAUUUACUCUUGCAAUACUCGUUACUACUCUUAUUGUGCACAUUCCACUGAAGAACAUCACUUAAAAAUAAUAAUAUAAUGGAUUCAACCAAAUGUAGUAGCUUUAUCCACCUCUGAAAUUACAUUGCUGUCAUUCAUUUUCGGAUGGUUGAGCAGGUGGUUAAUUUUAACGGAAUAUUCCGGGUUCAAUGCAAGUUAAGCUCAAUCGACAGCAUUUGUGGCAUAAAAUUGAUUACCACAAAAAUGUAUUUUGACUCCAUGUUUUUUUUUUUUU